GCCAGCACUCCUUGCGCCUGCCGGCGGGGUCCAGGCUGCAAAGUUGGGACCAACACCACUUGCAAAGUUUGCACCGCAGAGCGGGACGCGCGCUACCUCCGAGGUCCCCAGGCAGCCAGCGACCAAAACCUUAUGUGACAGAGCUGACAAGACAUCCAGAUUCUCCUGAGAAGUGAGACGUUCCAAAGGACCCAUGACUCUGGUUUUCAAGCCCUUUUAUUUCUUCCUACUCUGUAGCUAUGUCUCGGUCCCGCCACACAAAGCCUUCCAAACUAGUCAGGAAGGAAGAACUAAACAACAAUCAAAACAGCCAAGUGAAGAAGGUAUCAAAGCCAGCCACCAGACAUGUGACGCCGGGGAAGACUUUGAGCCCUAGAAAACUGAAACAAUUAAUACAAGAAAGAGAUGUUAAGAGGAAACCCGAUCCCAAGCCACCUAUGCCAGCCAGAAGCCUUCUGACAAGAGCGGGGGCCGCCCGCUUGAGUCGGGACAGGACUGACAUCCUUUUCCAGAAUCCGGAGUCCCUGACUUGUAAUGGGUUUACCAUGGCUCUCCGCAGGACCUCUCUUAGCAGGCGCCUCUCCCAACCUCCAGUGGUCAUAGCCAAAGCCAAGAAAGUUCCACCUUCUAAAACUUUAGAAAAACACCACCAGUGUGAUAAUAUGACAUUUGAUGAUAAGGGAGAAAAGCAUUCAGAAAAUGAUUUGGACCCAAACCAAGCCUUUCUCACUUCCCCAGAGAUGGAGAACCUCGUUAGUGUACAGAACGCAUCUUUAAAUACAGGGGAGAACAAAGAGGCACCCCAGUCUGGCCCUCAAAUGGUAGAAGAUGCCAAAGUCAGUGUCCCCUUGUGUGCUGCUCCUGUCACAGAGAUCCUUUCUGGGCCACUGGAAGGGACACCCUCUACUGCAGGACUACUGUUUCCCGAGCAGACAGGUGGUGAUGUCUGCAGUCCCCCUCGACUGUUUGCCCAGGCCGCGGCAUGCGCUCCUUUGGCCCAGGUUGUCCUCCCUGAAGUCACGCAUCAAAGAAACCCUGGCCUUCAGUUAGAAGACUUGGGCUCCCGAGUGGAAUCUCUUCAGCUCUCUGACUCUUGCUCGGAUGCCAUGCAGAGUGAGCCUCUCUACUUCCCCACCCCCACUUUUAAUAUGGCUGUGCCUGAACUGGACCUUAGCAACUGUGUGUCUAUCGGGGGGUCCGUAUAUCCUACCAAUCUGAUCAAGCUCCUCCUGGCAGGCACACUGCCAGACACCCUCGGUUCCACACUAGCGCCCCAAGAAAUCCUCCAAGCUCCCCCAGAUCCAGGGGAACUUCCUGAUACCACCUCUGUCCUAGGACAGGCCUUGAGUGCUCUCCCACAUCCGUGGGGUUUUUCUGGUGCUGGCGUUCAUGGUGAGGUCCCAGUCCCACCAGAGGUUCCUGGGGCUAUUCCAGUCCAAGGAGAAGUCUUUGGUACUAUGCUAAACCAACAGGAGAUCUUUGGAGUGGCCGUUGCUGCUCCCCCCAGCAUACCCGCCUUCCUUGCUAUUCCACCAAACAUAAUAACUACCUACACUAUUCCUCCCAACUGGCCCGAGUCCCGGAAUCCCACACCAUACGGACUUGAGGUCCAAGGUGCUAUGCCAAUUUUGCCACUGGGCUCAGGACACACUCCUCAAUCAGACUCAGAGCUGAGCUCCAUACCUCCAGGAAUAAUUCCAAGCAACUCUGAAGAUGAGGUACAAGUCUGCAAUGCAAGCCUUCUCCCAGCCAAUACUCAGGAGUUCACAUUUGGCCCUGGGAGUGGCCUCCUCCAAGAUCCCCUGGGUGUUUCCCAGCUCCCCCAGGCGGAUCCCAGCAACCCAGGAGGAGAGAGCUCCCAGCUCAGUGUGACCAGCUCAGCUGGCAUCGUCAACACCACAGAGGUGUCUACCUCAGCGUCACUUGCCAGUGCCACCUCUUCCUCUUCCCACACAACCUUACCCACCUUGGAAAAGAAGAAACGCAAGCGAUGUGGGGUCUGUGUGCCUUGUCAGCAGAAGACCAACUGUGGUGAAUGUACCUAUUGCAGGAACCGGAAGAACAGCCAUCAGAUCUGUAAGAAGAGGAAAUGCGAGGAGUUGAAAAAGAGACCGUCCCUCACUCUACCUCAGGAGGUUAUAAAAGAAAACAAGAGGCCCCAGAGGGAAAAGAAGCCCAAAGUUUCCAAGGCAGAUUAUAACAACAAACCAGUAAAUGGCCCCAAGUCAGGAUCCAUGGAAUACAGUAGAUGUGGUGAUGGGGAAGAACAAAGAUUGGAUUUGAAUGCAUGUCCUCCUGAAAAUGUAACUAAAAAUGAAGACAGCAUGACAGGUAUAGAGGUGGAAAGGUGGACCCCAAGCAAGAAAUCACACGCCCCAGCUCAAGUGAAAGGAGACGCCAUUGCAGAUGUGACAGAAGCUGAGCGAGCCACAGCAUCCGAGGACGACAGGAAGCACUGCAGGCCCCCCACCGUGCUGGCACACUCUGUAAGAAACGGCCUCAAAAAUGCACACUGCUUACCGCCGGAAACAAACCUGUCAUUCAAUAAAUUCAAUUUUGAAGAAUUUGGCAAGGCACUGGGAAAUCAUACCUACAAAUUCCUGAGGGACACCUCGAACCAUAAAAAUGCCAUGAGCUCUGUUGCUUCUGGCGCGAAUUGUGAACCUCUGAAGGCAAGAGGUAACGUCUUGGCCUUCCAGAAGUCGGCCUUGAAGUGCAGAGCUAGCGAGGAGCCUGCAAAUCCCAGAAAUCAUCCUGGUGCUCACUGCGAAGGUGCUCAACCCAGGCCCCCCGAGAAUACGCCAAGCAAAGAGACAAGAGAUGGGUCUCCAGUCCAGCCAAGCCUUUUGUCCCUGAUGAAGGACAGGAGACUGACGCUGGAGCAGGUGGUGGCCAUAGAAGCUCUGACUCAGCUCUCAGAAGCUCCGUCAGAGAAUUCCUCACCGUCCAAGUCCGAGAAGGGUGAGGAGACAGAUCAGAGAACAGCUAGUUUGCUUAACAGUUGCAAAGCUAUCCUUAAUUCUGUGAGAAAAGACCUCCAGGACCCAAACUUACAACAAGGAGACACACAGAAUCUUACACAGUGUCCAUCUUUGGAAAAACAAAUUCCUCACAGCAAUGUGGUGUUCAAUGGCCAGAAAACCACAUCCAAGUCACAGAGUUCAGCUACUCACCAAGCAUCUAAAAAACCACACCAGCAUUUGAAAGUGAAAAACUCAGCAUCGCUUUUGAUGUCCAAACCCAAUUCAUCUAAAACUGAGAGUGGUAAAAGCAUGGCUGGAGGUAAAGGACCUCUUGGUGAUUGUCCAAGGAAUUCACAUAAUUUGUCACAAACAAGUAAUACCCCAGAAUAUUGCAACCAGCUAGAAGAUAGCAGUCAAAAUCUGAAUUCAGAGAAUGAUCAGUCAUGCCAGGAUGUCCCCUACAGUCAAAUUGAAGAGGAUGUCGCAACACAGUUGACACAGCUUGCAUCAAUGAUUAAAUGCAAUCAAACAGAAAUGGAUGACAAGAAUGUCAAAAGCACACCAACCAGCCUUGUCACACAUAACAUACAGCAAAAACACAGUCCCGAGAAAGGUGUAACACAACAGAAACCUAGCGUAGAAAAUAAUCUGGCAAGGCCGAAGGACACCGCCCGGAAAAAGGCCAAAUCAACCCCGUCUCGAGAUGGGCAGAGGAAGAAAUCCAAAGCCCUCAGCUGUCAAGAAAGUGGUCGGGAGAAGCAAGAAGAGCUGUCACAUCACUAUAGCAAGCUACAUGACAUUUGGAUUGCAGCCAAAUUUCAAAGAUUUGGUCAAUUUGGUCCACAUUGUUUUCCUUUUCUGUUUGGAAAAGUUCCUCCUUUUGCCAAAGUAUUAAAACCACUAACUCAACGCAGUACAACCUUACAACAGAGAAAAUUGUUUCCUCCACUCAGUCAGAUAAAAUUCAAGAGACACCAUGAAUUAGCACAGGAAAAAAUGAAGGGUGAACCUUUGGAUUCGAUCCCAAUACAUCAAGUCCCAACAGAAUCCCCUGGGCAGGUGCUUACGGAUAACACCGAUCCUUCUCAGGUACGGUCUUCAGUGACUGCCAGUCAGAAAGCUGAGCCUGUGCCCCAGGCCUCCUCUCCACCCAUUCAGUGUGCUACUGGGAUUGCCACCAGUGACCAAGCGCCGGUCCUGCCAGAUGCAGAAGAGUACCCUGCGCAUCACAGCUCACCAGCCUCGCCUGGAGUCCCUCCUGAAACACCCUUACCAGUCCCAGCAUCUGUUCUUAGGAAUGUCAGUGUAGUAAGUUCAGGUGGAAUCACGGUGGUAUCUUCCAAAAGUGAAGAGGAAGGCUGCUCAUCAGCUGUGUCGACAUCAGAACUGUCUGUCUCAGAGAAGGCGCAGAAAGACUUUAAUGAUUAUGCCAUGAACUUCCUUACUCGCCCUGCAAAGAACCUGGUGGCUGCAACACAGGAUUCUGAAAUCCCCCCCUGUGACUGUCUUGAUCGAGGCACACAAAAAGACAAAGGCCCAUAUUACACACACCUGGGGGCAGGACCCAGUGUUGCCGCUGUCAGGGAGCUCAUGGAGAAUAGGUAUGGCCAAAAGGGAAAGGCAGUAAGAAUAGAAAAAAUAGUGUACACGGGAAAAGAAGCAAAAAGCUCUCAGGGAUGUCCAGUCGCUAAGUGGGUUAUAAGAAGAAGCAGUAAGGAGGAAAAAGUUGUUUGUUUAGUCCGGGAGCGUCCAGGCCACCACUGCCAGACAGCUGUGAUAGUGGUGCUCAUCAUGCUGUGGGAAGGCAUCCCUCUCCCAAUGGCCGACCGAUUGUACUCGGAGCUCACCGAGAGUCUAAAGUCAUACAAUGGUCAUCCGACAGACCGAAGAUGUACCCUCAACGAAAACCGCACCUGCACCUGUCAGGGCGUCAACCCAGAGACAUGUGGUGCUUCCUUCUCCUUUGGCUGUUCCUGGAGCAUGUAUUUCAACGGGUGUAAAUUUGGGAGGAGUCCAAGGCCCAGAAGAUUCAGAAUUGAUCCAAGUUCUCCCAUACAUACCUACUAUGAAAGAAUUACUAGAGGACGUAAUCGAAAAAGAAGAUAUAUGAAACCGGAACGAGUCUGUCCGGAACACAAGGCCGUGGAAAAAAACCUUGAAGAUAAUUUACAGAGUUUGGCAACAGAAUUAGCUCCAGUUUAUAAGCAAAUGGCUCCAGUUGCUUACCAAAAUCAGGUAGAAUAUGAACAUGUUGCUCGAGAAUGUCGCCUUGGCAGCAAGGAAGGGCGUCCAUUUUCUGGGGUCACUGCCUGUUUAGACUUCUGUGCCCAUCCUCACAGGGACAUCCACAACAUGAAUAAUGGAAGCACCGUGGUGUGCACCUUGACCCGGGAGGAUAACCGCUCCCUGGGAGUGGUUCCUGAUGAUGAGCAGCUCCAUGUGCUCCCACUGUAUAAGCUUGCAGACACUGAUGAGUUUGGCUCCGUGGAAGGGAUGGAGGCCAAAAUCAAAUCAGGGGCCAUCCAGGUUCUCAAGCCCACCCGUCAGAAAAAGACACGUUUUACCCAGCCUGUGCCUCGCUGUGGGAAGAAGAGGACAUCCAUGAUGACAGAGGCCCCGGACAGGAAGAUCAGGGCUCUGGAGAGGCAGCAGCUGCCCCGAGCCAAGCAGAGGACCAGCGAAGCCAACCUGAACAGCAGCAAUCAUGUAGCCUUGGUGCCAGUCCCAGGUUCAGACAACACUAAAAGCUAUUCAUCGGUCCCCUCCACUCCUCACCCCGUGAAAGAGGCAAGCCCUUCUCCAGGCUUCUUGCCCACGGCUGCUUGCUCCACGAACGCAUCUCCAUGUAGGUACAACACAACAGCCUCGAGUGGGUUUUCAGAGAGGAGUGGCAUUCCCCAGUGCCCGGCGCCUUCUGGAGGUCGCAGUGGUGCAGCGGCGGUAGCCGGGGAAUGCGCGGACCCCGGGCGGCCUGGUGACGCGGCUCCUCUUCCCGCCCUGUCUCCUCCAGUGCCAGGUCCCCUCGGUUGCGCUGAGCCUCCCCCUGGGCCCGCUGGGCAGCCCCCUUGCCCGGAGGCCGACCAGCAGCAGCCCGCGGUGCUCGCUGCGGGCUCCUGUCCCACGGAAGAAGAAGAAGGCAAGCAGCGCCGGGACGCGGAAGAGCCGCUGUCGGAGGCGCCGGCGCCCGAGGGCCCCGAGUCCCCCUGCGGGGAGCGGGCGCGCAUUGACGAGUACUGGUCGGACACCGAGCCCGUCAUCCUGGAUCCCAGCGUGGGCGGGGUGGCCAUCGCGCCCACCCACGGCUCGGUGCUCAUCGAGUGCGCCCGCCGCGAGCUGCACGCCACCACCCGGGUGCGGAGCCCCAACCGCAACCACCCCACGCGCCUCUCCCUCGUCUACUACCAGCACAAGAACCUCAACAAGCCGCAGCACGGCUUUGAGCUCAACAGGAUUAAGUAUGAGUCCAAAGACUACAAAGCCAAGAAAGUGAAGGUCUCCGAGCAGACGGACCAGGCAGCUACCGAGGGGGCGGAAGCAUCCCCUGAAGUCAACGAACUGAACCAAAUUCCCUCUCGCGUCGCUUUGACGCUGACCCACGACCACGUGGUCACCGUGUCCCCGUACGCGCUCACGCACGUGGCGGGGCCCUACAAUCACUGGGUCUGAUGGCUUUUCUCCCCUUCCUAAUGCCUUUGUUAGUGCAGUGUAUUUUUUAAGGUGCUGUUCACCAGAAAGUCCUGUUGCUGUUUACUCUAUCUUCAUCUCACCCAUUUCAAGUCAGAGGUAAAAAUUUCACAAUUGGGGUGGGUACUUAACUGUGACUAUAUUUUGACAAUUCGUAGAAGGUGCACAUUUCAAGCAAAAAUUAAUGUUUUAUAGUUUUAAAUGCAUAAAGAAACGUUUUGGUUAGGUGUUAAUAGAAUUCACUCAGUUUGGUGCUUUAAAUUUUGUUUACUAUCAAACAGUCAUUUCUAGAGAAUUUUAAACAGGUUCAUGUUCUGUGCUGUAAAAAUCAAACAGUAUUAACUCUACACAGCUCCUGGUGCUUAACCACAUCAACACAGUUAAAAAAAAUAAGCUGAGUUCUCAUUUCAUGGUGCCAGUGUUCCAACAUCUUCCAAUCAUUGCUAGAAAUUCGGCAUAUUCCUUUGAAAUAAACCAAUGAAAUGCUUUUUUUCCUCUUAAAACAUUUCUUCUGUAUAAAAUACUUCAUUGUUAGUAAUGGUUGGAGGCUGUUCAUAAACUGUAAAUAUAUAUAUUUUAAAAGCACUUUCUAUUUUUAAAGUAACUUGAAAUAGUAUAGUAGAAUACUAUUGUCUAUUGUUUGUGCAUAUUUGCAUACAAGAGAAAUCAUUUAUUCUUGCUGUGUAGAGUUCCAUCUUAUUAACUAUGAUAUGUAUUCAAGUAAUAUAUGGUUUAUGUUUCACAUUAUAUAUAUAUUAGCUACUUAUAUAAAAUAAGUAAUGAUCUCUAAAAAUUGGAAUUAAGAAGCAUCACUGAUACUAAUAUUUAAACUUAAAAGUGGGCUUUUCUGAUUUAUUAAGUGUCCUCAAAUUAUUCUCUCCCCAUACUUUUAUCAUUCUGAAAUUCAUUCUAAUAUAAAAUGAGAAAAAAUUAAUCCUAUAGAAAUCUUUGGCAAACCAAUUCUUUAUUAUUAGUACUGUUCCUAGGCCCAAGUCAAGUAGUAAAUGUGAUUAAUUUUGAUCUAUUCAUUAAUCAACCUCCUGAGUUCAGGAAAAUGGCAACUCUGUAUUCUAUAAUACUUUUCUAUGUUCUAGAAAAUGGGGAAAUUGUUAUUCAGUUCAUUUAAUGUUCCCAUUAUUUUUUCCAUUGCUGUAUUGAUUCAGAACCCCCCCCCCCCCACACACACACACACACCUCAAGGUAGGGUUUCAUUCUAGCCCAGGCUGACCUGCAAUCACUAUGUAGUCUUAGAGUGGCCUUGUAUUCACAGCGAUCCUCCUACCUCUGCUGGGAGUGCUGGGAUUAAAGGCGUGCACCACCAUGCUUGGCUUAAUUCAUGUUUUUACCCCAACAAUGAGGAUUACUCCCUCCCCCCCAAAAAAGUUUAGAGCUAAGAACUUUCAUUGACAAACUUGAUUCUGUUAAAAUGCGGAGGUGCUAUGACAUUCAGUGUCAGCUUCUUUGGCAGUACAGAAACCCUAACGGUGCUUCUCCUUUGGAAAUGCCAUAGGAAGCCCACAAGUAACCACAGUCAUAAUUUUGGUGCAAAAGCAAACAGCUCUAGUAAACUCUCUAUAGAAAAACUCAUUGUAACUUAUUAAAAUAAUAUAUGGUGCAAAGUGUAAGUCUGAAGUUUUGAAUAAGUAAAGGAUAUGAAGGGACUGUAAAUAAGGAAGUGUCCUCUAACAGACUAUCAUCUUGUAUGAAAGGAGGUCUGCUUCCUGAAUAUGUAAAAUAGGGCAAUUCACUGUCUUUUAGUAUUUUGUGUGCCUUGGAUUUCUGUUUAAAAACAUGUAUUUUUUGAGCCUAAGGUUCGUUAUACAUGUGAGUAUAUAAAAAUUUGUUUUUUUGUGUG
Jaculus jaculus (lesser Egyptian jerboa) is the source of this 8502-nucleotide messenger RNA. RefSeq names its product tet methylcytosine dioxygenase 1 (gene Tet1). Gene Ontology annotation, molecular function: DNA binding; DNA 5-methylcytosine dioxygenase activity; zinc ion binding. The transcript is spliced from 13 exons. The coding region runs from base 240 to 6629 and encodes 2129 amino acids. Gene Ontology annotation, cellular component: nucleus. Gene Ontology annotation, biological process: positive regulation of transcription by RNA polymerase II; oxidative demethylation. The record is from RefSeq and is a predicted model, not a curated record. Lineage: Eukaryota; Metazoa; Chordata; Mammalia; Rodentia; Dipodidae.